UUAAAUACAAAGUACAUGAUAUCCACAAGACACAUGUGAUGCAAAAGUUCGCAAAAUUGUGGCGCAAUUACAAGUCUGAACUAUCAAGAAAAGUAAGAACUCUUGCUGCAACAGGUAAAGGUCAUUUAGCACGUAAUAUUGCCCUCACCAAACCUAAUAAGAUUGGAAUGGAUGAAUGGAAGGCAUUUGUGAAAAAUUGACUUUCAAAAAGCUUCAUUGAAAAGAGUGAAAAAUUCAAAGAGAUGAGAGCAAAGCAGAAGGUGUUACACACGAUGAGUAGAAAAGGCUAUGUACGACUAGAGGAAGACAUGAAAAAUCAAAGCCAAGACCCAGAUUCCAUAUCUAGAGUGGAUGUUUGGAUCAAAGGACAUACAAGGCAGAAGGGGAAACCUAUCAAUGAAGUGCUUCAGGAAGCAGUGAAUAAGGUUCAAGAGCUUCACAAGCCUUCUACAGAAGAAGGGUCAAUGUCUAUUAAAGAUGAUGCAAUUGUUCAAGCAUUUGGUCCAGAACGGCGUGGUAGUGUAAGAGCGCUUGGAUUUGGAGCAUUGCCAUCGAAAGUUGAUGCAGCAUACCAAAAUCAAAAUAUGAAACAACUAAAUGAAAAAUUGCUGCUAUUAGAACAAGAACUCCGGGAGAUGAAAGCUGAAAUGUUAAAAAGAAAAAGGCAAAAUGAGGAGCCAAGCAAAGGGGCAAAUGGACACUCACAUGGAGAAACUCAGGUAAACUUGCACAUUUGUCAUGCUUGUGCUUUUGCUUGCUUGCUUUUCUACUCAAGCUUGUCAUUUUGCAUAUGGAUUACAUUAAGAUUCUAAAUUUAAGUAAACAAAUGCUUCUUUCCAUUGUAUUAUGAUUUUUUUAGGGUGAGGAAAAUGGUAGAGGUGAACAUAGGGUGCAUGGAGGUGAUGAAUGUAGGAUGCACUCACAACAAAAUAUUUGGGGUGACGAAAACAAUGAAGACGAUGAAGAUAUUUGGUUGCAUGACGCAAAUGAAACUGGAAAUGGUGGAUCCUUGGACAAUGCCAAAUGCAAAUUGUUGAAUUGGGAUAGAACAAAGGUGGUGGUUGCGGAAGGCACAAUUGCAUCAACAGAUUCUAAAGCAUUGGUACAUCACGUGCCUCUUGGCCCUGGGUGUUGGAAAGUAUGGGUUAACCAUGUCAUAGUCAAUGUGCCAUUGUUUCGCCCUAAUCGUGAGAUGUUUGUGCUUGAAGAUGCUAUUGGAAGCACUGUUGCUUGGCCAACCCAUUUCAUUAGCUUUGAUUUUGAGUAGAACUAACAUCUAUGGAUAGUUUUUGAGGACUUUGAUGAAUAGAUUUUUAUAAUUUUUGAAUAGUUUUGGGUAAUGUUUACAAACUUAUAUAUGUACAGUUUUGGAUGGUUUAUAACUUUUUGGAUAAUUUAGAACUUAAGAAUAGUCUUUUUGGAUGUUUUUGAACUUGCAGUUAGGUUUUGGAUGUUUGGAAUGAAUAUAUUGAUAA
Molecule: messenger RNA, 1475 nt
Organism: Camellia sinensis
Lineage: Eukaryota; Viridiplantae; Streptophyta; Magnoliopsida; Ericales; Theaceae
Source: RefSeq, a predicted model, not a curated record